GCAAGGAACGCCUGGAAGUUUAGUAGCAAAACACCGAAAAACAUAACAGGAAUGAGUUUUACUUACCGCUCAUUUGGAACUUGCGUAAAAAAAAUGGCCGAUCUUGUCCCUUAUGUCCCCCCGUCAUGGGUUCGUAAUCUAAGAAAAAUUCCCUCGCAUUACGUAGAGUUAGCAAGGAGAAACACCCCUAUUCAUCCCUGGCAUCCACCUGGACUUCCUGGUGACUUUAAGCUGUGCAUUAAACGAGAUGAUCUUACUGGUUCUACACUUUCUGGUAACAAGGUUCGCAAACUAGAGUUUCUUAUGGCAGAUGCAAUAAAAAAGAAAUGUGAUACAGUCAUUACUUGUGGAGGAAUUCAGUCUAAUCACUGCAGAGCAACAGCUGUUGCUGCAAGAGAACUGAAUAUGGAUUGUUACCUGCUUCUUAGACACAAAGAUAAGGACCCCCCUGCUGGUUACCAUGGCAACUUAUUGUUGAAUCGACUGGUAGGCAGUCAUCUGAUGCUGGUGCCGUAUGAGGGAUAUGAAUCAGGGCUCAAAAUGAGAAUGGAAAAUCUGGCAGAAAAACUCAGGCAACAGGGGAAGUCACCAUAUGUCAUCCCUUUGGGUGGAUCUAAUGAGAUUGGUUUGUUUGGUUACAUCACAGCUUUUCAUGAACUGACCAAACAGAAUGUCCUGGAUGAGUUUGAUGAUAUGGUUAUGUGUGUUGGCAGUUCUGGUACAGCAGCAGGUAUAGCUAUCGGGAACUACUUGACUGGUAACAAACUUAAAUGUCACGCGGUAAACGUAUGCGAUGAUGCGGCGUUCUUCUACAAGUGUGUGAAUGAGGAGCUUGUAUCUGUCGGUCUUACGGACGUACAUGCGGAAGAUAUCUUAGACAUCAUAGAGGGCUACAAGGGAAAGGGUUAUGCUGUUUCUACAACCGAGGAGCUAGAGGAUAUUGUCCGAAUUUCAUCAACCACGGGAAUAAUGCUUGACCCAGUUUAUACGAUCAAGUCAGUCCGUGGAAUGCUGGCGGAGAUGAAAAAUAAUCCUUCGCGAUUCAAGGGCAAACGCGUACUUUACAUUCACACCGGUGGUGUCUUUGGUUUGUUUGAUGGAAGAAUAGAGCCGGUCUUGGAAGCUAUGGGCGUUAGCAAUCACGUGACUAUGUGGAAGGACGCAGCCAACCAUGUGCCCGCGUUAUGACGUGUGAUCAUGUGAAAGGAAGCAGUGCCAAGCUAUAAAUCAACACAUCAUUAAAAAAGUAUGUUGAACGCCCCUGUGGAACAGAGUAGUUGAGCUGACGUUUCGGGCGUUAGCCCUUCGUCGGAGCAAAAAGACAGUUUCUUGCUCGCGUUGCUGUUGAUUCCUAGCUUGUCUACACCACGCCUUCACAGGCCAUUUAUUUUUUUUACAGCUUAUCUGUAAGUCUUUCUAGUUAUACCAAUCAUAUGCCAGCCAUAUGACGAGCGCAAGGAUCACGUGGCAAAAUCCAUGAGCUGGUGUGAACUUUCCACGUGCUUUAUCUAACUGGUCACGUGAGAGCGAGUAUACCAGUACAUGCAUCGCCGUAGCACUGGGAGCACGUGGCCCCUCCCCCCAUUAUUUUCAAAAAAUUAAAAGGAACUGGCCAGUAGGGGCGUGGCUUUGCCCCCAUUGUUUUCAAAAAUUAAAAGGAACUGGCCAGUAGGGGCGUGACUGUGCCCCGAUUGUUUUGAAAAAUUAAAAGGAAUUGGCCAGUAGGGGCGUGACUGUGCCCCCAUUGUUUUCUUUUUGUUAUCGUGCCCCUCCAAUAAUUCGAGGCCUGCUACGACUAUGACGUGCUCUCGUUGAGGAGCAUGGUGGAGCAUGGUCAUGUCAAUCAUGACAAUAAAAAUAACCACGUUAUCAA
This is a messenger RNA of Nematostella vectensis (starlet sea anemone), 1873 nucleotides long. Its product is annotated as bifunctional D-cysteine desulfhydrase/1-aminocyclopropane-1-carboxylate deaminase, mitochondrial. The coding region runs from base 52 to 1188 and encodes 378 amino acids. Lineage: Eukaryota; Metazoa; Cnidaria; Anthozoa; Actiniaria; Edwardsiidae. The record is from RefSeq and is a predicted model, not a curated record. The transcript has 9 exons. Gene Ontology annotation, molecular function: D-cysteine desulfhydrase activity.